This is a messenger RNA of Aureobasidium namibiae CBS 147.97, 960 nucleotides long. RefSeq lists its product as uncharacterized. The transcript has 6 exons. NCBI's taxonomy places the organism in Eukaryota, Fungi, Ascomycota, Dothideomycetes, Dothideales, Saccotheciaceae. Bases 1 to 960 code for a protein of 319 amino acids. The record is from RefSeq and is a predicted model, not a curated record. Gene Ontology annotation, molecular function: arylformamidase activity.
AUGUCCGUGAAGUCUGUACCUACAUUCGACGAGCUACCUGUGGACAAGAAGGGACCUUUCUUGAAUGCUUGGGGCUUAUAUGGAGAUGAUGACCAGCUAGGCUUCUUGAAUCGUCUCACUGAUGAACUGGUCAAAGACGCAGCCCAAGAGAUACAAUCUGGCACCAGAAUAUCUCUGAACUGGCCCAUGGACGCACAGAACGAUAUACCGUUCUUCGGCCGACAAGUCUUCCACAAGCAUGUCUAUCAGAAGCCACCUCGUGUCGUUAAUGACGACGUCUGGACGUUCAACACGCAAAGCAGCAGUCAAUGGGACGGCCUCAGACACUUUGCAUAUCAAAAGGAGGCAAAAUUUUACAACGGAGUAACUCUAGACGAUAUUCACAGCGACAACUCCACCAUCAACGGCAUCGGAGCCUGGAGCGAAAAAGGCAUCAUCGGUCGCGGUAUCCUCCUCGACUAUGAAGCAUGGCGAGAAGAACACAAUCACCCUCUCAAGGACGCAUUCAAAUCAGGAGCCAUAACACUAUCUGAGCUGAAAGCAGUUGCCGAGUGGGAAGGUGUGGAGAUCAAGUUUGGCGAUAUUCUCAUCAUUCGCUCAGGGUAUAUGGCUCAAUAUUACAAACGCUCGCAUGAUGAGUUGGAAGCUCUGAGCAAAAUCUUGCCGCCUACAUUCUUGGGUGUGGAACAGAGUGAGGAGGUAUUGCGUUGGAUUUGGGACAACUUUUCUGCGGUCGCUGGAGAUCAACCAUCUUUUGAAUGCUGGCCGUCGUCUCAACCUUACAUGCUUCACGAAGUCCUGCUAGCAGGCUGGGGCUGUCCUAUCGGCGAACUCUUCGACCUCGAAGCUUUGUCUGUUCAGUGCAAGAAAAGCAAGCGGUACAGCUUUUUCAUCGCGAGCGAACCUUGCAACGUCCCGGGUGGUGUCGCAAGUCCACCAAACAUCAUCGCGAUCCAGUAA